CGAUGGCAUCAAUCGAACGCAAAGCCGCUUGGAAGAGAGAGAGAUAGAGGACAGAGAAAUGGCUCAGUGUAUUCGAACAUUAAACCCUUCCAAAAUCCUCAAAGUUGAACUCUCACCUAUCAAUCAGACUUUCCCUCCACUCUCAUCUUCGUGUAAAACCACACCAAAACGCAAGAAAUUCCCAACAAUUUCUGCAUCUAUUAUGUCGAGCCAACAACCACCAUUGUCUCUGGAGGCUUUAACCAGUAGUGAUCACCGGGACGAAGUCAUGGGUGCUAUUAGGAGCUCACUGUACAACUGUCUUUCCGAAACCAAUCUUCAUCUGACGGUCCCUGGUCUCAAAUCCAAAACAAGAGGCAAGGUCAGAGAUAUUUAUGAUGGGGGGGAUUAUCUUGUUCUGGUCACAACAGAUCGGCAGAGUGCAUUUGACAGAAUUCUUGCUUCUAUACCCUUCAAAGGGCAGGUUCUUAAUGAGACAAGUUUAUGGUGGUUUAAUAACACUCAACACAUAACUCCUAAUGCAAUAGUGUCGGCCCCAGAUAAGAAUGUUACGAUUGCAAAGAAAUGUUCGGUCUUUCCUGUUGAAUUUGUUGUUAGAGGAUAUGUGACUGGAAGUACUGAUACAUCACUGUGGACGGUCUACAAGAGUGGUGUCCGAAAUUAUUGUGGCAAUGUCCUCCCUAAUGGAUUGGUGAAAAACCAAAGGCUAUCAACAAAUAUACUUACGCCAACCACUAAAGCUGCAGAUCAUGAUGUUCCUGUAACUCCACAGGAGAUCAUUCAACGUGGGCUGAUGAGUCAAGCUGAUUAUGAUGAAGCAAGUAGGAAAGCAUUAAGCUUAUUUGCAUAUGGACAGCGUGUGGCGCUGGAACAUGGGCUGAUUUUGGUGGACACAAAAUAUGAAUUUGGAAAGGGAUGUGAUGGUACAGUGCUUUUGAUUGAUGAGGUGCAUACACCCGACUCAAGCAGAUAUUGGAUUGCUCAUUCUUAUGAGGAACGUUUUCAAAAUGGUUUGGAACCUGAAAAUGUGGAUAAGGAGUUUUUGAGGUUGUGGUUUAAAGAUCAUUGCAAUCCCUAUGAUGAUGAGGUACUGCCUGAUGCUCCUGAAGAACUUGUUUCCGAAUUGGCCUGGCGGUAUGUUUUUCAUGUCAUUUGCACUUUUUUGAACUCAUGUUUAAUUAAAUGAAUGCAUUCAUGGCCAAAAUCAUGUUGUUAACAUCAUUUUUGCUUUCUUCAGGCAUGAAAUAUUUGAUGAUAUUUGUGUUUUGAAUCAGAGUGAAGUUAGCUACACGAGACGUUUUGAAUUCUAUGCAUUCUACAAGGUUAUUUUUUAUCAAAUGAGAAGAGCUGAUACUGUUCUUUAUCGACAGAUACAUAUUCUUGUAUGAGACAAUAACGAAGUCAAAAUUUGAGAUACCAAUGACAAAGGAGCCCAUACAUGAGCGGAUAUCGAGAAACGUUUCGCAGGCUCUGUCAUCUCUUCAUUAGUUUCAUCACGUCUAAAUUAUUUGCGCUUCUUGUGUCCGGACAAUGAAGGACAUUAAAUCUCCAGAUUGCAUGGGGAUCUACUGAUUUUUUUAUGAGAUUUUUGUUUUCUCCAGGUUAUAUUAUAGGAUUUGAAAUAGGGUUGGUAACAAGCUGGUUUGUAUUAUUACUCGGACACCAUUGUAAAUGAUGAUGCAAAUAGUUAUUUUUGUAACUGGGUCUGGUGGAUGGUGACAUUAAAUGAA
Ilex paraguariensis (yerba mate) is the source of this 1730-nucleotide messenger RNA. The record is from the annotation of a GenBank genome assembly. NCBI's taxonomy places the organism in Eukaryota, Viridiplantae, Streptophyta, Magnoliopsida, Aquifoliales, Aquifoliaceae.